Messenger RNA from Eubalaena glacialis (North Atlantic right whale), 4502 nucleotides. It is a transcript of the gene ZFYVE1, whose product is annotated as zinc finger FYVE-type containing 1. The transcript is spliced from 13 exons. NCBI's taxonomy places the organism in Eukaryota, Metazoa, Chordata, Mammalia, Artiodactyla, Balaenidae. Gene Ontology annotation, molecular function: metal ion binding. Bases 701 to 3064 code for a protein of 787 amino acids. The record is from RefSeq and is a predicted model, not a curated record.
GAGCAGGGAGAAGUUCGCUCAGAUCAGCUGAUCCUAACUGACAACAGGAGAGGAGGAAGCCCGGGAGGCAGCGAAGGAGGAGGGGGGUGGAGAUGGAGAGGAGGAUGGAUCCACCGGUGCCCUGAGGAACAGCCCCCGCCUCCACCGGCGCCCCGGGGUCCCCCGACGCCUCCUCGCCGCAGCAGAGCUGCUUCGUGACCUUGCUCCUGCCCCUCGGGUUGUGGUGGUGGUGUCCGGAAGGAAGGAAGGGUGAGGAAUCCCCGGCUGGAGAGAGGCGUCGAGGUAUCCUCUGAAAUACUGACUUGAGCUGGAUAAUAUUGAAAAGUUCCUGACCACUCUCUUUCAUUACCAAAACCUUGUGUCUGAGGCCCCAUGCAUGCGCCCACCUCAGUGAACCCAUCAGAUCUCUCUCAGAUAGCCAUAACAGAUCCUCUCAAGUUAAUUUUAACCACAUAUUUGCCUGCACUUUAUGGAGGAUGAAACUACCAAACCAAGUCAACGUUGCUGCUGAUUCAGGAGUCUUGGCAGCAGGAAAUUAAACAUCCAAACAUUUGUAAAUGUGUGAAGAAUUCUAAUAAGUCAUCGAAUGUUUUUUUAAAAACAUUUUUUUAAGGGUGUUCAGAACCCUGUGGAGGCUGUGCUCAGUCUUAGGACUCAACGCCUUUGUCUUCACUUCUGGGGAAAGCCCAGGUACCGUUACAUGGUAGGUGCUUUCCUUCCCGGUCUGAAUAUGAGUGCACAGACUUCCCCAGCAGAGAAGAGCCUGAACCCUGGGCUGUUGUGCCAGGAGAGUUACACCUGCAGCGGGACUGACGAAGCCGUCUUCGAGUGUGACGAGUGCUGCAGCCUGCAGUGUCUCCGCUGCGAGGAGGAGCUCCAUCGGCAGGAGCGCCUGAGAAACCAUGAGCGGAUCAGACUCAAAGCUGGCCACGUCCCUUACUGUGACCCCUGCAAGGGCCCCAGUGGGCAUUCUCCAGGUAUGAAGCAGAGGGCAGUCGUGAGGUGCCAGACCUGUAAAAUCAACUUGUGCCUGGAGUGCCAGAAGAGGACUCAUUCCGGGGGUAACAAAAGGAGGCACCCCGUUACUGUGUACCAUGUGGCUAAGGUCCAGGAGUUGCUGGAGGAAGAAGGGAUGGAUGAGGACAGCAGGAGGAAGAAGGUGACUGAGAAGGUUGUGAGUUUCCUCCUAGUAGAUGAGAAUGAAGAAAUUCAGGUAACGAAUGAAGAGGACUUUAUUAGGAAAUUGGACUGCAAACCUGAUCAGCAUCUGAAAGUGGUUUCCAUUUUUGGAAAUACUGGGGAUGGGAAGUCUCAUACCCUCAACCACACUUUCUUUUACGGCCGGGAAGUCUUCAAAACCUCCCCUGCCCAGGAGUCCUGCACUGUGGGAGUGUGGGCAGCAUAUGACCCAGUCCACAAAGUAGCAGUGAUAGACACAGAAGGGCUCUUGGGGGCUACAGUGAAUCUAAGCCAGAGAACACGGCUGCUGCUUAAGGUCCUGGCCAUCUCAGACCUCGUCAUCUAUCGAACUCACGCAGACCGACUGCACAAUGACCUCUUCAAGUUCCUUGGGGACGCCUCAGAAGCUUAUCUGAAGCACUUCACCAAGGAGCUCAAGGCUACCACUGCCCGCUGUGGCCUGGAUGUCCCCCUGUCCACCCUGGGCCCUGCUGUUAUCAUUUUCCAUGAGACUGUGCACACUCAGCUGCUAGGCUCUGAUCACCCCUCCGAGGUGCCCGAGAAGCUCAUCCAGGACCGGUUCCGGAAGCUGGGCCGCUUCCCUGAAGCCUUCAGUUCUAUUCAUUACAAGGGAACGAGGACAUACAAUCCUCCCACAGACUUUUCUGGUCUUCGGCGUGCUUUGGAGCAACAACUAGAGAAUAACACCACCCGUUCCCCCCGGCACCCGGGGGUCAUCUUCAAAGCCCUGAAGGCCCUGAGCGACCGCUUCAGCGGUGAGAUCCCCGAUGACCAGAUGGCACACAGCUCCUUUUUUCCAGAUGAGUACUUCACCUGCUCCGUCCUGUGCCUCAGCUGCGGGGCUGGAUGUAAGAACAGCAUGAAUCACGGGAAAGAAGGAGUAUCUCAUGAAGCCAACAGCCGCUGCAGAUACUCUCACCAGUAUGACAACCGGGUUUUUACCUGCAAGGCCUGCUACGAGAGAGGCGAUGAAGUCAGCGUGGUGCCCAAGACGGCUGCUUCCACCGACUCCCCCUGGAUGGGUCUCGCAAAAUAUGCCUGGUCUGGGUACGUAAUUGAAUGUCCCAAUUGCGGCGUGGUCUAUCGUAGCCGGCAGUACUGGUUUGGAAACCAAGAUCCUGUGGAUACAGUGGUGCGGACAGAGAUUGUGCAUGUGUGGCCUGGAACUGAUGGAUUUCUGAAGGACAACAACAAUGCUGCCCAGCGCCUCUUGGAUGGGAUGAACUUCAUGGCUCAGUCGGUGUCUGAGCUUAGCCUUGGGCCCACCAAGGCUGUGACGUCCUGGCUGACAGACCAGAUCGCCCCUGCCUACUGGAGGCCCAACUCCCAGAUCCUGAGCUGCAACAAGUGCGCUACAUCCUUUAAAGAUAACGACACCAAGCAUCACUGCCGGGCCUGUGGGGAGGGCUUCUGUGACAGCUGUUCAUCCAAGACCCGGCCAGUGCCGGAGCGGGGCUGGGGCCCUGCGCCCGUGCGGGUGUGUGACAACUGCUAUGAAGCCAGGAAUUCCCAGUUAGAUGUUACUGAGGCACAGGCGGACGAUGAAGGCGGGACGCUGAUUGCUCGGAAGGUGGGCGAGGCCGUGCAGAACACUUUGGGAGCCGUGGUGACAGCCAUUGACAUACCACUAGGUCUGGUGAAGGAUGCGGCCAGGCCGGCGUACUGGGUACCAGACCAUGAGAUCCUGCACUGCCACAACUGCCGGAAGGAGUUCAGCGUCAAGCUUUCCAAGCACCACUGCCGGGCCUGCGGACAGGGCUUCUGUGACGAGUGUUCCCAUGACCGCCGGGCUGUCCCCUCUCGAGGCUGGGACCAUCCUGUCCGAGUCUGCUUUAACUGCAAUAAAAAGCCUGGUGACCUUUAACCCCAGCUCCCUCUCCGAGUCCUUCACAAUUCCUUAGGUUCUCAGGGUUAGAAAUGAGAUCUCGCUGAGGUAGGCCCUCCUCCUGGUCACCUGUUGUGGUAUGUGUCCUCUCUGCUCAUCCUGAGGCCACUUUCCCACGGUGGGGGGUAGGACAGAUGGCGAGCCAGGGUGAGCCUGGUGGCGGGCCUGAAGGCACGAACCCCUCAGGGCAGGGGACCGAGCAGCUUAUAGUGAAGGGGAACGAACCUGAAUCCAUCGCAUUUUAUUUCAGUUAAAAAUACAUAUAUAUACACACACACACACCCACCCACCCCUGUAUAUACAUAUGAAAGGAACGUGGAGUGUAUUCAGGCUGCUGCUGGCUGUGAAGACCUGCACAGUCUGUCCCCAGCACAGAAUCAGGUGGCAGUGGCAGCAGGUCUUCCCCACAAAACCGAGCCAUGUCCAAGGCCACUGCGUUGCUAGUCACCUUUUGCUGCUCCUCUCUGAGCCUUCGAAGCCUUCGAAGCCUUCAUGCCCCUCAGCUGCCGGGGCAAGUGAGCUUUCCAGGUACUUCUCGCUUGGGAGAGCCUGUGGAGGGUCUCCCUGGGCCCUCCAGAGUCGGAUCCCAAUUCCUUGCGUAGGCCUGUUGCGGUCAGAGACCACCCAGCUUAGCAUGCAGGUCACGGAUGGGUGGCAGGUGGGGGGUACGGUCCUUAGACCUCAAGUCCAAGUGCAGGUGACGCGAUGGCCCUCAUACAGGGGGAACACGGAAGGAGAUGGGCCUUCCCCAGCAGUGUUUCCUGCUUGUUGAUGCUUCCGUCUAUGCGACCACUUGGCUUUCCCUGCCCAGAAAUAGAGCACCUGCUUCCCUCCCCUACCAACCCCCUUGAGCCCACCAUCUACUGAGUGUUGCACUAGGGUUUUUGCUUGUUUUGAAGUGUCUUAAUUCUUUACUCCCAGACACACGACCCCUCUAGCUAUUGGAGGGGUGAUCAUGAGAAAUCUUCCAGGGAAACAGAGUACCGAAUGGACUGUUAGUGGGGUUUUUUUAAAGUAUAUAUAAAUAUUUCAACAGACCAUUAAGAAAAAAUUCUCCGGUCCUGGCAAGAGAAGUCAGAUGAACUUUGUUUCUCAAGAGCUGGGACAUCCAUUUCUAUCGUGACUGGAAAGAGACUGUUGUGCUGAAAUCCUGUCAUCAUGGUGGAUUUUAUCGUCAGUGGCCAAAACUGAAGAAUUAAAAGUGACAUAGUUCUUGAGUGAACUGGUGGGUGGGCCGAGCUUCAGGGAGGUGCGUGGCGGUCAUUCUUGGCGUGAGUGUUACUGUGACGUGAGCCCUGGAAUGUGGUGGUCCCUCUCAGACCUGCUUCCUUACUGCCUCCUAUGGCCUGUGACCGAGGCCCUGCUCUAGUCCUGUGUAUCAUUGAGUUCGCCGUUAUAAAGGAGUCUUCCUGCGGAA